Messenger RNA from Cryphonectria parasitica EP155, 822 nucleotides. RefSeq lists its product as uncharacterized. The record is from RefSeq and is a predicted model, not a curated record. Lineage: Eukaryota; Fungi; Ascomycota; Sordariomycetes; Diaporthales; Cryphonectriaceae. The coding region runs from base 1 to 822 and encodes 273 amino acids. The transcript has a single exon.
AUGGCAAGAUCGAAGAGGUGGAUCUUGACCAAGUCCUGUGACUAUCAACCUGGAGGAAGCCUUCAACUUGGCCAGAUCCUUGCCAAGCCGAAGUAUCCAUCUCACGCACUGCAGCCGGCUGGACCGCUGCCUCUCCCCCAAGGAUUAAUCGUUGAGCAUACUUCUUGUGAAGACCUUGACGUGCGAGUGAACGACGAGCUCGCCGCGCAUUUUGAUGCUUGGGCAAGUUUCUACCUAGUUUCGACAAACACCGAGGCCGUCUCUACACGAUCGAAGAGCUUCAGCUGGCAUUUCGACAAGCUCGAUAGCAUAACAAUGACACCAUCACUCGAUUAUGUCCGAGCAGCUAUGGGUCAUGGCGAUGUGCCGGCAAGCCUCAAGAAGUGGUCUUUCAGCAUGCGAGUGUACAUGGUCACGGGCGUCCGCAUUGUGAGCGGCGCCAGGAUCUCACGUAGCAAUGAGGCUGAGGCUCGACUUUCUGGGUCUGCACAGGUCAGCUUGAACACAGGGAUUGAUCCAGUCGGUGCUGGGGCUGGACUGGGAUCGAAGUCAUCACAUGCCGAAUCUGUUGGAAGAACGUCGGAUUUCGUAUUUGCGUAUCGCCUGAACGAGAUUCGAUAUCGUGGCAAAAUCACUCAUGAGCCCUAUAAUGGAGGAGAGCUCUCUUCAACAGAAGCCAAGGGCCCAUCCCGCCCGGAAAUCAUUGUUGAUGGUUUUGAGGUGCUUGGAAUCUGUGAGGAUUCCUGGAAAGGGAACGCGAGGGAUUUUGAUCAGGUGACGAUUGCUUCGCAUGAAGACCUUGAGUGUUAUUUGAGCAAAUAG